Molecule: messenger RNA, 3356 nt
Organism: Plectropomus leopardus (leopard coralgrouper)
Lineage: Eukaryota; Metazoa; Chordata; Actinopteri; Perciformes; Serranidae
Gene: eps8l2
Product: EPS8 signaling adaptor L2
Biological process (GO): positive regulation of ruffle assembly; regulation of Rho protein signal transduction; Rho protein signal transduction
Cellular component (GO): plasma membrane; ruffle membrane; vesicle
Molecular function (GO): actin binding
Source: RefSeq, a predicted model, not a curated record
UCCGGCACAGAGCGGCUCUGUUGAGAGUUGUUUGCUUUGCCUGGCUCUCCCUCCAUGUCCCCACACACCUCCUCUUUCCCUCCCCACUCUCUCUCCUUUUCCCACUCUCCCUCUCUCUCUCCCCAGCUGGUCCAUAUGCUCAGAAUCUCAGGCUAAUCUCAUCCAGUGCCGGCCAGUCUGCUCACCGUAUAUCACUCCUAUUUUGUGGGCUUGCGUUCAUGAGAAGUGACAGUGUGGGAGUUUCAGAGGGUCUGUGACACCCAAAAGGUGCAGGAGACAAGAUGAAGAGCAUGCAGCGUAACCCCGUCUCCUCUUCUUGUCAUUGCAGUGGAGUGGCCAGAUCGGACAGCAAGAUCAGCGCCAAGGCCCUCUACGAACAGAGGAAAAAAUACUCCAACUCCAAUUAUAUCAUGCAUGAGACGUCGCAAUACCAUGUCGAGCAUCUCUCCACGUUCAUUAUGGACAAGACAGAGUCCAUUGCCACAGUGGACGAUGCUAUCAAGAAACUGGUCCUUCUGGACUCAAAAGACAAAAUCUGGACCCAGGAGAUGCUCCUGCAGGUCACUGACAAGGCAGUCAGGCUGCUGGACUGUGACACACAGGAAGAGUUGGAGAACUUCCCUCUCCCCACCAUCCACAUGAGUCAGACGGUCCUCAAUCAGACACGUUACCCCUCUGUGCUGCUGCUGGUGUGUCAAGACAAGGAGCAGCACAGGCCCGACAUCCACUUCUUCCACUGUGACGAGGUGGAGGCUGAGAUGGUUCAUGCAGAUAUAGACAGUGCCAUUGGAGACAACAAGCAUGGAAAGAAAAUGAGGCUUCAGACUCUGAAGGUGAACCAGGAGAAAAUGAAGCGUCACAGAGAAACCAUCCUUCCCCCCUCAGCUCCGAAGGGACCCUCACCUGCUGCGAGGGGACGAGUGGCAGCCACGAACACACAGGAUCGACGAGCCUCUCCACAAAAUGACACAGAGUCGCAUGAAAAGCUGGCCCAGCGCAUUGAGAAGGAUGUGCAAAUCCUCAACUGUGCCCUGGAUGACAUCGAGAUCUUUGUGGCGCGGCUGCAAAAGGCAGCAGAGGCCUUUUCUCAGCUCAACCAGCGCAACAAGAGUAAGAAGAAUAAGAAGAAAGGACCAGCAGAGGGCAUGCUGACCCUGCGAGCCAAGCCCCCCACUGAAGCAGAGUUCAUUGAUAGCCUGCAGAAACUGAAGCUGGCCCUCAACCUCUUGGCCAAACUGAAGAAACACAUACAGAACCCGAGUGCGUCGGAGCUGAUUCAUUUCCUCUUCGGUCCUCUGGAGCUGGUGCUGCAAAGCUGUGGGAGUCCUGAACUGGUGCGUUCAGUAAUCUCCCCUCACCUUUCUAAAGACACUGUUGACUUUCUGCGGGGACACCUCACCCCCAAAGAGAUGACCAUCUUUGAGCUGCUUGGGGAAGGAUGGACCAAACCCAGAGCUGAGUGGCCCAGGGAUCAGUGCGCUCCCCCUUAUUACCCAAAGUUUCGUAACGGCUGGGAACCACCGGCGGAGCUCUUCAGGACGGCCCCAUGGGAAACAGAGGGACCCAUGGGGCCACUGGGGUCUCCCACCAGCCCUGAUUACAGAAAACAUUCAGCUGAGGACUAUUAUGGAACUCACUCCUCAAACUCAUCGAAUGGGUCUUACAAUGGGAUGCACGUCACCCGAAAAUAUGCCAAAAUCCGCUACCACUUUGUGGCACGGAAUGCCAACGAGUUGUCAGUGCUGCAGGAUGAAAUCCUCGAGGUGAUAGAGGAUGACAAACAGUGGUGGAAACUACGGAAUCGCAGCGGUCAGGCAGGCUACGUCCCAUUUAACAUCCUGGACGUUGUGAAGAUAGAGGAGCCAGAAAACAUCUACGGCCAGCAAGGCUACAGGACGUCACCUCCUGGUACUCUGAGCCAUGGAGACAGCUUCAACAAGGGAAGACCCAAAGACAAAAUGAUGGAUGAGGUCAACAACGAGUUAUUGAUUAAGAUUACUGCAAACAAGAGCCAGCCGCCCACCAGGAAGUUCCGCGUGGAGCGAUCAUCCGCCAGCCAUGUACCGCUCGCCUUUGACUCAAGCCCAGAGCAGGUGACCGCGUGGCUCAGCUCCAAAGGUUUCUCUAAACCGACUGUUGAAUGUUUGGGGAUCCUGACUGGAGCUCAGCUGUUUUCCCUAAAUAAAGAAGAACUGAAGGCGGUGUGCGGAGACGAAGGCGGUCGCGUCUAUUGUCAGGUCACGGUGCAGAAAGAACAGCUGGAGACUGGCGGAGACUCAGAGCUGCAAGAGAUCAUGAAGCGGCGGCAGGAGAGGAUCGACUCUGGCAGCAAAGACUGAACCUGCCGACCAGCACAACCCACCCAUACGCUUUCACUCUCUCCCCUGCAGCCGCUCCUUUGAUCAAUCUACGACCUGCAAUAGCACAUACUGAAAUGUUGUAUACAUUUGUCACUGUAUAUUUAUUUUGUAUAACCUAACGUGUAUGUAUUCCAGUGUUUUCUUAUCUAAUUAUGUUGCUCUUGUUUUCAUUCAAUUUUGUUUUCAUAUGAAAAGAGGAACAUAUGAAUCUAUGUACAGUUGUAUGUGUGUGUGUGUGUGUGUGUGUGUGUGUGUGUACGAGAGAGCACAACAUGCAUUUAAUGUACGUAUUGGUACGAGCAGUGUGGAUAGUGUUUAACGCUCAUUGUGAAUAUAGCAGCUGUUUACUGAAUGACUUAAGUAGCUAUCACAUAUCUAAAUCUGUGCCACAAUGUCUGACACAUUUUCUGAUAUAUAGCCAAUUAUUUUCAUAUUACUGUUUACAGGUAUAAUCAAUAAUAAAGCACGCUCUGUGUAUGUCAGACAUAGUUUCAUCCUGGUCUCUAACUGCACACGAGCAGCAGGUGUUAACAUUAAUAAUGUGGCAAGAGAAACUGUCAAUAAUCCUGCAUGAAGUUUUUGUCAGUGAGAUGCUGUCAUUCAUGUGUUUUUAUGCAGCGUGAUAUUUUACAUUGUGAACUGCACAUACACACACAAAUGUUAAGGAAUAUAUGAGAGUAUGUUCUGAUAUGAAUAAUUAAAUUUAGACAAAGCAUUCAAGAGGGUUGUAAAUAUUAUGGGAAACUGUUUUAAAAGAAUAUAAUCAAAAAAUAAAAACUUGGUAAAUAUUUGAUACCACGUCUUUUUUUUGUACAUCAUUCUUGUGUUUGUGACUGGAUUAAUGAUACCAGACAGCCAGUGCAGUUACUUAAUUUUAUAGUUAAAGAUCAGAAUAAGAGUCAUAAAUAAAGUUGGAAGUUAAAUCAGCAUUUAAGGGACAGUGUGUAAGAUUUAGGGGGAUUUGGAGGCAUCUAACAGUGGGGAUUGCAGAUUGCA